AUCAGUAAAUAAUGGAGGUGUGGUUUGAAGGGUGAAGCCAGCCCCUUAUCAUGAGAACUAUUUAUACCUUUAAGAGAUGAAACUAAAACUCACUUGUUCCUCACCAUCACAACAUGUAUCUCCUCAUUCUGGUCCUUGGGAUUGUGCUUCUCCCUGAAGCCAGUACCCUGAGAUGUUAUGACUGCUAUUCAGGACCGGAUGGAAACUGCACUAAAACAGCACAAUGCCCUUCAGAGAAGUAUCUGUGUGCUGUACAAAGAUACGUGCAUUAUACAAAUGGUUCAGAAGAUCGGAAUGACACUAUAAGAUCAUGUGCUUUGCCUAAGGAGUGUGGAGAGCUCUCACUCAGCUAUGGAUUCGACAGAGGCGUAAUUGCCAGUAAAUGUUGUAACACCGACCUCUGCAACACCCAACCUGUCCCAGAGAUCACCCCACCUGUUCCAAGUGGCAGAAAGUGCUCCACUUGUGAUAAACAAGGGUGCAACACAACUCUAAACUGCCUGGGGAAUGAGGACCGCUGCAUCUUAUUAACAAACUAUUUGCCUGGCUAUAUCAUGACUUUGAAGGGCUGCGCCUCUGAGGCAGAGUGCCGCUACAUGCAAACUGCAUCAGUGACAGAAACCACUGCUGUAGAAGUGAACUGCUGUCAGGAAGACUACUGCAACAGCGGCAGCAGUACAAGUACUCCAACUACUAGUACAACUACUGGUACAACUACUACUCCAACUACUACUACAGCUACUACUCCAACUACAACUCCUAAUGCAAGUUCCAGUACAAGUGCUGGCCUCAUGCUGCUGGUGGCACCACUGAUCUCUUUGGUUCUGAGCUGAUGGAGAAAGAAGAAUCACUGCCCAGAUUUGCUUCAUAUCACUGUGUAGACUCGUAGCACUUACUGCCUCACACAUGACCUUAAGUGAUAUGUGACAAGUAGAAAGUUUAGUAACCAACAGGAAAAA
Molecule: messenger RNA, 959 nt
Organism: Mugil cephalus (flathead mullet)
Lineage: Eukaryota; Metazoa; Chordata; Actinopteri; Mugiliformes; Mugilidae
Product: urokinase plasminogen activator surface receptor-like
Exons: 5
Coding region: 114-833 (239 amino acids)
Source: RefSeq, a predicted model, not a curated record